Fukomys damarensis (Damara mole-rat) is the source of this 5718-nucleotide messenger RNA. RefSeq names its product MAM domain containing glycosylphosphatidylinositol anchor 1 (gene Mdga1). Gene Ontology annotation, cellular component: membrane. The transcript has 17 exons. Lineage: Eukaryota; Metazoa; Chordata; Mammalia; Rodentia; Bathyergidae. Gene Ontology annotation, biological process: nervous system development. Bases 193 to 3156 code for a protein of 987 amino acids. Gene Ontology annotation, molecular function: protein binding. The record is from RefSeq and is a predicted model, not a curated record.
CCACGCGGUCGGCAGACCUCCGGGAGGAGAAACCCGGGUCGCCGCCGCCGCCUUCUCCUCCUCCGUCUCCUGGUCUCCGUCGCCUCUCGGGGAAAGAGGGAGACACAGUGGGCGUCGCGGGUCCCCGCCGGAUGCACCCCCUCCGCGUCUCGGGCUGCGCCGCCUCGCGGGGAUGAAGCACCGGCCGUGAAGAUGGAGGUGACCUGCCUUCUACUCCUGGCGCUGAUCCCCUUCCACUGCCAAGGACAAGGAGUCUACGCUCCGGCCCAGGCCCAGAUCGUGCACGCAGGCCAGGCGUGCGUGGUGAAGGAGGACAACAUCAGCGAACGCGUCUACACCAUCCGGGAGGGGGACACCCUCGUGCUGCAGUGUCUGGUCACCGGGCACCCUCGACCACAGGUGCGGUGGACCAAGACCGCGGGGAGCGCGUCUGACAAAUUCCAGGAGACGUCGGUGUUCAACGAGACCCUGCGCAUCGAGCACAUAGCGCGCACGCAAGGCGGCCGCUACUACUGCAAGGCGGAGAACGGCGUGGGCGUGCCGGCCAUCAAGUCCAUCCGCGUGGACGUGCAGUACCUGGACGAGCCGGUGCUGACGGUGCACCAGACGGUGAGCGACGUGCGGGGCAACUUCUACCAGGAGAAGACGGUGUUCCUCCGCUGCACGGUGAACUCCAACCCGCCCGCCCGCUUCAUCUGGAAGCGGGGCUCCGACACCCUGUCCCACAGCCAGGACAACGGCGUGGACAUCUACGAGCCCCUGUACACCCAGGGGGAGACCAAGGUCCUGAAACUGAAGAACCUGCGGCCCCAAGACUACGCCAGCUACACCUGCCAGGUGUCUGUACGCAACGUGUGUGGCAUCCCAGACAAGGCCAUCACCUUCCGACUCACCAACACCACAGCACCGCCAGCCCUCAAGUUGUCUGUGAACGAGACUCUGGUGGUGAACCCCGGGGAGAAUGUGACAGUUCAGUGUCUGCUGACGGGCGGCGAUCCCCUACCCCAGCUGCAGUGGUCCCACGGGCCUGGCCCGCUCCCCCUGGGUGCCCUGGCCCAGGGUGGCACCCUCUGCAUCCCUUCGGUGCAGGCCGGGGACUCUGGUUACUACAACUGCACGGCCACCAACAAUGUGGGCAACCCUGCGAAGAAGACCAUCAACCUGCUGGUGCGGUCCAUGAAGAACGCCACCUUCCAGAUCACCCCGGACGUGAUCAAAGAGAGCGAGAACAUACAGCUGGGCCAGGACCUGAAGCUGUCCUGCCACGUUGACGCAGUGCCCCAGGAGAAGGUCACCUAUCAGUGGUUCAAGAAUGGCAAGCCGGCGCGCAUGUCCAAGAGGCUGCUGGUGACCCGCAACGACCCUGAGCUGCCUGCUGUCACCAGCAGCCUGGAGCUCAUCGACCUGCAUUUCAGUGACUACGGCACCUACCUGUGCAUGGCUUCCUUCCCAGGGGCACCUGUGUCUGACCUCAGUGUCGAGGUCAACAUCUCCUCUGAGACAGGUGGGCAGCCGGAGGGGCAUCGGGGAGCUGCGGGGAACCAGAGAGGCCUAGAGGGAGGGUGUGGGGGCAGCAGCUUGGAAAAGGGAGGCCAGCGAGGACCUCAUUUGUUCAGGCUGUACACAUUUCUUGAGCCCCUACUAAGUGCUAGGUGCCAUGGUAGGCCCUGGAAUAAAGCAGUGGGAAAAAUAGACUCUGCCCUCCUUGAAAACGUAGUAGGAAAGUUAUUGUUUUUUCAGGUUGCUUCACAAACAAAUCUAUCAUUGCAAACUGGGAUGCAUGAGUCUAGAAAGCAUUUCCAGAGAUGGUCGCGCGUGGACAAGGAGGCCGCCCUGCUGCCCUCGGGGCUGGCCCUGGAGGAGACGCAGGAUGGGAAGCUGCGGCUGGAACGUGUGAGCCGCGACAUGAGUGGCACUUACCGCUGCCAGACGGCUCGCUACAACGGCUUCAACGUGCGUCCUCGCGAGGCCCAGGUGCAGCUGAACGUACAGUGUGAGUCCGCCCGCUCCCCGGCCCGGCCCUCCACCCUACAACCUCCUCGCAGCCCCGCCGCCGCCGCCGCCGAGGCCCCAGACCACGCCGAGCUGCUCCUGGACGCUUUGACCCGAGACAGCAGCGGCAGCUACGACUGCAGCGUCUCUAAUGAUGUGGGCUCGGCCGCCUGCCUCUUCCAGGUCUCCGCCAAAGCCUACAGCCCGGAGUUUUACUUCGACACCCCCAACCCCACCCGCAGCCACAAGCUGUCCAAGAACUACUCGUACGUGCUGCAGUGGACGCAGAGGGAGCCUGAGGCCGUGGACCCUGUGCUCAGUUACAGACUCAGUGUCCGCCAGCUGAACCAGCACAAUGCCAUGGUCAAAGCCAUCCCCGUACGGCGUGUGGAGAAGGGGCAGCUGCUGGAGUACAUCCUGACUGACCUCCGUGUACCCCACAGCUAUGAGAUCCGCCUCACACCCUACACCACCUUUGGGGCUGGUGACGUGGCUUCCCGUGUCAUCCACUACACAGAGCCCAUCAACUCUCCGAACCUGUCAGACAACACCUGCCACUUCGAGGACGACAAGAUUUGUGGCUACACCCAGGACCCGACAGACAACUUUGACUGGACGAGACAGAACGCUCUCACCCAGAACCCCAAGCGCUCCCCCAACACUGGGCCCCCCAUGGACAUCAGUGGCACCCCUGAGGGCCACUACAUGUUUAUCGAGACAUCCCGGCCCCGGGAGCUGGGCGACCGUGCGAGGUUGGUGAGUCCUCUCUACAACGCCAGCGCCAAGUUCUACUGCGUCUCUUUCUUCUACCACAUGUAUGGGAAGCACAUCGGCUCCCUCAACCUCCUAGUGCGGUCCCGGAACAAAGGGGCCCUGGACACGCACGCCUGGUCCCUCAGCGGCAAUAAGGGCAACGUGUGGCAGCAGGCUCACGUGCCCAUCAACCCCAGUGGGCCCUUCCAGAUUAUUUUUGAGGGGGUUCGAGGCUCGGGCUACCUGGGGGACAUUGCCAUAGACGAUGUGACGCUGAAGAAGGGAGAGUGUCCCCGGAAGCAGAUGGAUCCCAGUAAAGUGGUGGUGAUGCCGGGCAGCGGAGCCCCCCGCCAGUCCAGCCUGCGGCUCUGGGGGCCCACGGCCAUCUUCCUCUUGGCGUUGCAAAGAUGAUGAGAGCUGCCUGGCCCCACCCCGCCCCCGGCACACCAAAGUGUCCACAUUGUACCAAAGACUGACCCCCACCAGCCGGGGUGCCCUGGGGCAGGGCCGGCCCGCCGGGGAGGGGCCUGCAUUGCCUUCGAACAAGGACAGAGAAUGAGGACCCGGCGCCGCACCGAGGCCCUGGAGACAGUUUGACACACGCACACACUCACACGUUCACACUCACACACAGAGAUAUAUUAAAGCACAAGUUUCUAUCCGACCUGCCAGCACCUUCUUUCCUACGGAGACAGGGGACUUGCUUGAAUGGCGUCCGCCACCCAGGGACCUCGACACAACACUGGCCUCGUCCUACCUGCGUUUGAGGUGUGCUUCCGACCUUCCUCCUGUCCCCAGCUCAAGGCAGAGCUCCAGCCUGGUGGCCUGGCCGGAAGGGAGCCGGAAACGGGAGUCAGGAGACCCCCUCCUCUGGUCAGACUCUGGGACCCCCGCAGGAGGAGACAGGGGUCAGAGGAGGGCCAGGUGGGGCCCUGUGAGCUCCAGAGGACUGCAAGCAAGGUAGGGACCCUGCUGCGUACAACUGCUCCCCGAGGGAGGGCUGUGUGGCGGCAUCCUCCGCCACCUCGGACCUCUGACCUUUUUCUGAGACACCGUGUCCUUCUCUUCGCUGUGCCCUCUGGAAGGGACCCAGCACAGGGUCACGGACCCGGGCGGUCUGAAGACGGACACCUCCCCCUGCCCCAGGAGCUGGGCUCCCAAGAACACAGUCCCUACCCUCACUCAGCCCCAAGCUGGGCUCCGAGGGGCCAGCGGUGGUGGACAGGCCGUUUUCGGGGUGGGACAGGGAGAAGUCCUGCUUCUGUGAUUUCGUGCCCCCACACAGGAGUUGGGAGUGGAACUUCCGUCUCAUAUAUUCGGCAUGACCGGGUGCCCUGCGUCGGGGGAGAGGGCAGAGCACUGCCCAGCUGGCUAUUCCCUCCACCCCCAGGGUCACUGAAGGAGCAGGGUAUAGAGGCGGGGUGACAGAAGAGGUGAUGAGUCCCCUUGUUCCCUGGAGCUGUUCCCUGUCCCUGGGUCCUAGUCAGGAUGGCAGCUACAGGUCACCUCCUCAGUGCCAGCCCUCAGCUGCCCACCCGGCACCCAUGGCAGAGGAGCCCCGUCCCUCCGUAAUGAGUCUGUGCGUGUGUGUGUGUGUGUGUGUGUGUGCGUGUGCGUGCCCGUCUGUGUCUGCAUACCAUGAGGGCACAUCUCUGAGCGGGAGCGUGCGUAAAUAAAGGUCCGUGUGCACAAUUAAACAUGUCUGAGAGGCCGGCUCUGUACCGUCUCUGUGAGUGUUCAUGUAAGUCAGCAAGCCUGUCCACCUUCACGAGUGACCUGUGUGUUUGUGGGGGACCGGCCAUGGACACCACUUCUGGCCCUAUUCUGUAGUCUCGAGCCGCUUUCCACAGCCUGAAAUCCCACACCUAUCAGCCAUCCCCUGUGGGUGACAGGGGGCUUACAGAUGACCCUAUGGAAUGCAGACACAUCCGAUGUGUGCCCAGGCUCCUUCAGGGCUUUUGCUGGGGACAGCUGCAGAGAGGCCUGGAACCCAGGCAGCACUGACGUGCCAGGAGGCAGGCGGGGAAACUGCCCAGCUCCCUGCUCUGCUAGGCCUGUGUUGUCAUCGCCAAGAGCUGGUGGGUGGCCAGGCCAGGCUGCUGCGGGGUCUCCAAGGCUGGGUCUGAAUGAGUCGCUCCAGGUUCCCAGCACACCUUCCAUGGCAGCCAUGCUGAUUGUUCCUUAAUUGUCCCAUCUGUGCAGAGUCUGUUUCCCCAACUAGACUGUGAGCUCCUCCUCCUCCUCCCAGCCUCCCGAUCCCUCUCUUCCUCCUCCCACUCCUGCCUGGCACAAGACAGCCUGGGAUGGAAACUACCCAGCUUUGCCCAGAGGAAUGGAUUCCAUAAAGCAAUGGUCCUCGGCCCCGGCUGCAGAAGGAAACUACCACAGGGUUUUUAGAAAGCACCAUUGCUUGGAUCCCAGCCCAGGGGUUCUGAUUUAAUGGGACUGGAGCACAGCCUGGCAUCAGAAAUGCUGAAAAGCUUCUCAGGAGACCCGGAGGGAACCACUGGCCUCUUACCUUACCGGCAGCCUCUGGGCCCUUGCUGGGGCCAGGAUUGGAGCACCAGAGAAACGGCCCCAAGUGCUUCCUCUUCGGGGCUCCUGUGGCACCCCAUACCUGCUGCCCUGCAACUGUCCCUCACCAUGGCUGCGUCCUCUCGGGGUCUCCUGCCCCAUGCACCUGUGUCGGACGCGGGAAGUACACACGGCACAGACUGGCUGAGUGGAGCUGCAUGUUAGUCCCCGUGCUCCCAGUCUACAUGGUGAGAAGGGUCGCUCUCUGUGAGAGGACAGCCCUGCCCGGAGGGUGCUCGGCCUGGGGUGGUCCUGUGUUCGUGUCUGCUCACAUCAGCCGGUGUGGGUGUGCGGUGUCUGUGCACGAGCGGUGCCCGGUGCCCGGCAUGUGCCCAUCUGUGUGAGUCUGUGUGCGUGCGUGCCGAUGCUGCGAGGAAUGCGUGUUUUCGUGCGUCCCUG